CUGGAAGUUAGGGACAUACUGGUAUGCGGGUUCUCUUGCAUACCCUAUCAACACGACUAACCUCGCUACCCACUCCAGCGAUUACUCCCGCUCCGGCAAUCUCGAUUUACUACUCCGAUUUCUACCUUCCAAAGCUCGACUGCUACAUUGCGGAAAGCUUGACACGAUGGGGAACUUUUGGGAUGGCAUGGAACUGUGGCAGAAGAUGUUAUUUGUUCUGGCAGCUGCAAUGGCGUGUGUACUGGUGUUUGGCGCAGCCAAGUUGAUAAUCGGCAAGCGGAAGGUAGCCAAGUAUGCGGAGCUUGCGGAGGCACGGAAAGCACACCUAGAAAACGUUCGGAGCAGCCGACAUAUCAUCGAGCUCAAGGGAGAAGACGUCCCCUUCGGUGUGAAGGCUUUGGAGUCUGGAAUCGAGAUCGAAGGCAUCGUUAUUUCGCGACCUGCUACUCCCGCUACACCGAACAGCAAUCGUAGCCAACAGACCCUGGUGGGCUCCGAUAACGACAGCCUCAAGGUGCUAGGGCAGCCUUCGCAGAUGGCACAGCGGCAGUCAGGUCGGCCAUUGAUGUAUCAACCCAGCCCGUACAUCGCUCUGCCGGCUCCAUCGUAUGGUAUUUCGAGCAUGCCGUCAAGCUCCACUUCGGUGGCCUCGAUGCCAAGUGGGUCGAACGAUGAUGUUCGGGGGGUGAGGGCGUAUUCGGAGCCCAUGUUGCAACACGUUACUCGCAGCUCCCGCUCGGAAUCACCGGCGUCAAGAUUACCAGCGUCUGCCGUCACGGCUAGACUGGAAGGGCUGUCGUCGCCUUCGCAGAACGGCCACCACAGGGCGAGAAGUCUUGCGGCAAACAGUCCAUCGUAUCCUUCUAGCAGGACUGAGAGUAGAACCCCUACUCCGCCAGAUGGACAUCGUGACUCCGAUCUGCCCGGAGACAGCGACGGCCCCCACGUACGACCACAGUUCGUGAGCGCAUACUCCACACCAAACGUUCCGUCCGCGCCAAUGACCACGGACUACGUACCCGAGACGGCGCGCGGCGACUUGUCACUGCUUUACACCCAUCGCCUGUCCCAUGCCGCGGAAGUGGGGCAAUUACUCCCUCGCAACAGCAGAACAUCCAGGCUCCUGUUGGAGGGAAGCUUCAACCAUUCGCCCACCAAUUCGAUCUCGCAGUCACCGACACAACAGUCACCAACAAACUCCUUCAUCAUCUCGCCCGCGGCCUCAGACGGGGUAUAUGCUCUCGAUGUAGCACUUCCUCCGACGAUGCCCGUAUCCGCUGCCCUGGUGCACCCUGCCCUCCGAGGUAGAUUCUCAGCGGGCUCCAGAUCAAGCUCCGGUGAGAGAUCACGCUUCAGCGAGGAUCUCCCGUGGGUAUCCGACCAACUACAGCAGCGGACCGAUUACACGGUGGUACCAACACCUGCCGCCGCUCCUGCCGCUCCCACCGCCCCCGUCGAACCAGAAGCAGCAGAGACGAAGAAGAAGGGUCCCAACAGGCUGUUCAAAAAACGAGGAUCCGGCUCCGCCCGGAGCUCACUGGACGUCGAUCUGGAAGCCCAGAAAUGACGUGGCCUACUAUACAUGUGGGCAUGUGAAAGCAGCUGUCUAUUUUUUCUUUUCUUUUUUCCCCCUCGUCCGCAUUGAUUGCUCGCAU
This is a messenger RNA of Tricharina praecox, 1655 nucleotides long. RefSeq lists its product as uncharacterized. The coding region runs from base 167 to 1567 and encodes 466 amino acids. The transcript has 3 exons. The record is from RefSeq and is a predicted model, not a curated record. NCBI's taxonomy places the organism in Eukaryota, Fungi, Ascomycota, Pezizomycetes, Pezizales, Pyronemataceae.